This is a messenger RNA of Pocillopora meandrina, 4530 nucleotides long. NCBI's taxonomy places the organism in Eukaryota, Metazoa, Cnidaria, Anthozoa, Scleractinia, Pocilloporidae. The record is from the annotation of a GenBank genome assembly.
AUGCUUAAAAGUGAGUUCUUGAACUGUAAAUUGAAUGAGAGUCUUGGCCUACAGUCAUAUACUGUUACCGGGUUACCGUAACUUUUUAGCUAUUUGUGAUUGGAUAAGUUAUGUCGCUAUUUCAACAUUUUGCAUAUUAUUCCCGUAAACCAAAUUUUACUCCUUGUUUUAACGCUCCAGAAAACGCUACUGAAUCGGACAAGAGAGAUUUGAUGAAAGAACUUGACACAAUGAAGCAGCUGAAACCACAUCCUUACGUCAUUAAACUUCUGGGAUGCGUUACAGAAUCUGGUAAGCUUUGAUUAUGAGGUCUAAUUUUGCUGUACACAUUUUGCAUCUGAUUUACUCUGUAGCGCUUUCUCGUCAUUGAUAAUUUGCUUCAGUGGAAGAUUCACUGCUUCACAAUUGCGCACAACAAACAACGCAUAUGGUAAUUUUAUCCUUUUUUAGCUAACAGCGACGCUCUUGGAUUUGCUGAUAGACGAAGACCAAAUAUUUGCCAUUGUACAAGCCAUCCUGUUGUAUAAGCAGAAUCGCUUUUUCUAAGGGAAUAUUUGAUCUGUACCUUCUUAUGAGAUCGUUACAAAGUUUUCCAGCUUUUCAUCGUAAAACUACAUCUUGUUUUCGUGCGAUUUCUUCAAAUGUAUUGACCCUGACUGCUAUUUAUUUUUUUUACUUAUUGCUAAUUUUUUUAGAGAGAGAAAUAUCUAAAUGAAACUGUUUAAUUUCCUCAGAACAGCUGCUGGUUUUGAUUGAAUAUGUGCCUUUUGGGGAUCUGCUGGGUUACCUGAGAAAGAGCCGUGGAUUAAAAGACACUUACUUCCAAGACCCGGAAGUCAAACCACAAACAAAUCUGACGUCACAGCAGCUGAUGAAGUUUGCUUGGCAAAUUGCUGAUGGAAUGAGUUAUUUGUCCUCAAAAUCUGUAAGUUAAUUAAAAAGGCACCAAAGAAAAACAAUUCUAAAACCUUCUUGUAAGAUGUAUCGUCAUGUUAAGCUAUGUCUUGCAUAGAAAAAUACGUCUUCACAAGAUCACGCCCGGGAUAUGCAAACGUAUUCUUACCGUCUUGUUGAGGCUAUUUCUUUAGGGCCAGGAACCCUACCAAUGCUGACGUCAUCACCUAAGUUAUAUUUCAGUGUGCGAAUGGCGAUAUUUGUGCAUCUUUGCAAGUGUACCUCAUCGAAAUAAAAUAUCUGGGUUUUUCUCGUGUAGGCAAAGGCAGAGACGUGAAUGAAUAGGAUCUUUAAUUCAGCCUAAACUGAGUGUACAACGAAUAUUCAUUUUAGUGACAAAGUCGUCUUUGGUUGCUAAAAUGCUACAUUACAGAACCCUACUUCGAAUAAAAUCUUCAGAUAAGCUUUCUAUGUAAUAAUUAUGAAUUGCAGAAAUAAAGUGGUUUGCUUCUCUUUGGAAUAUGGAACAGCGAUUAUAGUAAUUUUAAUUUUCUGCCAUCUGGAAUACAGAGAAAUAUACACACCAUAUUAUGUCGCUGGAUAUUUCUAUUUUCCUAUCUGAACCAUUUAAUUUCAGUUCUUUUCUUCUGGAAUCGCUAAUUUUUGCUCUCGGAUCAAUGCUUUCUUAGAUCAUUCACCGAGACCUUGCGGCUCGUAAUGUGUUGGUUGGACAUAAGGAAACUUGUAAAGUGACAGACUUCGGAAUGGCAAGAGAUGUGCAGCAGGAAAAUAUUUAUGAACGAAAGACUAAGGUAUUCAAGAAAGAGGGAGGUGGGGGCGGUACUACAUAUCGUUCAGUUUAGUGAUCUUUCACAAUCAUUGUACUCCUGAUUUCGAUGACAAAAUCCUUGGACGGGACCGUAAUAAAAAUAUUAGCCUUGCGUAUACGAGUAUAAUUUUAAAUAUCACUGUCUUUGACCGGUCGCUUCCUAUAAUUUUUUUAGCUGUUUCACAAAGUGAUAUUUGAAAUCUUUAGGGCCGUCUUCCCGUGAAGUGGACAGCUUAUGAGGCCUUGAUGUAUGGUAAAUAUACCACGAAAAGUGAUGUGUAAGUAUACCCGAUUAUUACCCGUAGCAAUUUUCCAACAAGUUUCACCAAUAGAAUAAGAGAGAGGGUAAGUUUUGGGCUCGGUAAUGAAAUAGAGAAAGAUGUUUUUCAUCCUCUCACGAGCGUUGGACAAUGAAAAAAUUCUUGACUCCCCAUGAGGAAUCGCACCUCAGACCAUCGGAUUCCGCGCUCCGAUGGUCAUACCACUGAGCCACAGAGACUCUUCAGUGAGUGAGGUUUAUUACUAAGUUCAUAUGACACGCGUCCUGCAUACUGCAAGGAUCAGCAAUGUCGAUAUAGAGUCAUGUUUGUACAUAAAAAUAAGAGAAAGAAUCGGAGCGCGGAAUCCGAAGGUCUGAGGUUCAAUUCCUCGUUGGGAGUCAAAAUUUUUCUUUGUCCCACACUCGUGACAAGACGAAAAAAUCUUUCUCUAAGUGUUAUAAAUUUUAACUAGGGCAUGAAUUCUAUGCUUUGUCAAAGAGUACAUGUAUUUUAAUUGUCGUAUAUAAUGUUAAUGUCUUCAGUCACCCAAUAUAUAUUUGUUUGAUUUGUCUUUCCGCAGAUGGAGUUACGGAGUUUUGCUGUACGAGAUUUUCACCAUAGGUAACAUCGAAUGAAAAUUUAUAAGGCCCUGUAGAUGUUUUUUUGCUAUAUACCAUGUUUAAUUAAGCAAUUUAACGUGUUCAGUUAGACAAACGUAAUGAGCUUCAAACUACAUCAAAUGAUCUGGGUGGCGUUUCAGUGAAGGUCGUUUUUUUCGUCACAUUUAUAUUUCGAUGGUCUUAUGGUUCUUCCAGGUGGUUCACCUUACCCACGAAUGGAUGGAAGAAAAAUUGCAAACUUACUUCAGGAUGGAUACAGGAUGCCUAAACCACAACACGUCGAUGAAGAAUUGUAGGUGUUUUUCAAUUCGUUCUCUCUCACCCUACAAGGAAGCGUUCUUUAAAUCUCUAACAGAUCAUUUGAACAAUACCAGGUAUCAGAUUAUGAUGAAAUGCUGGAAGAAUGACCUGGAUGCAAGACCAACUUUUACUGAAUUGAAAAAAUCAGCUUAAGGACAUGGAAACCCUACACAAGGUGAGAAUUUUGAUCAACAUGAAAGUUUCUUUUCACGUUUGACCGACUGGCUUAGGCUCAGCUAAUUAGGGUUUUAAACAUAUUAGCGUUUAGCUUAGAUAGCGUGAUUUUUACGAAGUUUGGAUUGCAUCUUCUUGUUAUGUCACUGAAGCUAGCACUCCACGAAAAACGGGGAAGAAGCGAACUAGAAUGCCCCUGCUACAAUUGACUCAUUAUGGUUAUUUAAAAGAUGGUAGGAUUAUUGCAAAACUGCACUGAGACGCGCAAAGAGUAGCAGACGACGACGCCAUAAAAUACUUUAUUGAAUUUGUUUUGGUGUGAAAAGCUGACCACUUGUGAGGAUAACGCUUAUAAGAGGAACACUUUUUUAAUGAUGCUGAUUAUUAUAUUAUUCUUUUCUGCAGAAGCUGAUCAACAUGACAAUGUACGACAAGCAGUUGUAUGCAAACGUCGAGGAUUUAAUAGUGUAGUUAGAUAGAUUUCCGCGGUAAAUGACUGGCUUACAGUUUGAACACUUUGCCUCAGCAAGUUUCAGGGAUGAAUCAUCUUUGCCUUACACGCUUACUUGGUAGAAAAAGCCAUUUUGUAUUCAGAAAUUAGGCUGGAACGUUAUGACUCAAUUGAUUUUAUAUUCUUAAACGCUGUAACGCUGUUAUCAGUUUACUGAUAAAGUAUACUCUCAUGUUCUCUUUAACAUGUUUAGCACUUACACGCAUGCUCGACACAAGCGUUUGAAUUCAGUUUAUUUCCUGGCUCAAUUCUGAAAGGCAGGACAGCGCAAAAAAAAAGCUAGUUAACUAGAUUGAUGAGAUCUAGCUCAGAUUGCCAUAGUUGUCUACAGUUUUAGUAAAUUGCUGAAAAAAUUGUUUUGCCGCAAAACCCGCUCGAUUUUAGGAAAGCUAUCCGGCGCAUAAUCUGCUUUCCCUAAGACCGCAUUUACCUGCGAUACCAACUCGAAAUACUUUUACACUGAAAGUAUUAUUAAUUAAAAAUUAACGUUAUCCUAAUAGAAAAAUUAUACUUGGCACAUUACUUGAGCAAUCGUCUUAGCUUUGAAUCAAAGUGCUCUGUGAGCAAACUCGUGAAUUGACAGAUGACUUACAUAAUUUUUUGGAUUAUGUUUAAGGUUAUCUGGCUUAGGGAAUUUUGUGGUUGAUUGUCAUAUUUAGAGUACGAGCAGUAGUUCAGUGUUCGCUAAUGUAGCAAAUCAAAUCACUUUGGUCGACAGAAAAAUAUUGGUUUCAGAAUUAAUUUGUAUAAGCAAUAGUGUCAAUUACGUUAGUUGGCAAGCGGCCUUAAAACCGUCUGCAGUUAAUUUUAAUCGUUCACAAAAAGUACAUUGAAAGUUAAAACGUGAAGUAUUUGGUUACAGUUAAACUGAACGAUGUAACUUUUAUUCAUUUAAUAUCUGAAUUUUCUCAAACGAUUUGUUCGUAGUAAAAGAGCGAGCGA